AUGAGCAACCGUUCAAUGAAGCAAUACGUGCGUGCCGCACAAUUUCCUCAGGUAUUCAGCAUAGAGGUGAAUCGGCACCAUGAAAUACCGAAAGUUCACUGGGAACCAAUCACAUUUUGCAAAGAGGAGGAAGAGGGAGUCCUCAAUCCCCACGACGACCCGAUGAUCAUCCGAGCAGAAAUUGCCGACUACGAUGUAGGACGGGUACUGAUCGAUACCAGAAGCUCCGUGAGCGUGAUUUUUGCCGAAGCCUUCCGAGAAAUGGGAAUAAACGACAGCCAGGUCAACCGGCAAUUGACCCCUCUAUUAAGUUUCUCUGGGGAUCUGGUCCAACCAGUCGGUAGUGUAAAACUGCCAAUUACCUUCGACACCGCACCAAGAAAAAUAACGGUAUACGAUCAUUUCCUGAUCGUUGAUUGCCCGACAGCGUACAGCGUUAUAGUUGGACGAACGGCACUCACCAGGGUCAAGGCACAUCUUUCCCCCAACAUGCUAUUGAUGAAGUUCCCGACCCCCAACGGCACAGGGGCUGUCCGGGGAAAUCAGUUAAGCGCGCGGACUUGCUACGCCACGGCCCUCAAGUCAACCUCUUUUAAACUCUCCGACGAGACCAUGUCUGUACAAGGAGUACCGAACGGUACAGGACCAGUUGACGACCCAAGAGAUGAGUCCCCGACUCCUCACACACAACCUGUCGAAGAACUGGAGACGAUAACCUUGAACGAAGAGCAGCCCGAUCGUCGGGUUAGAAUCGGCACCAGACUCACCCCUGCCCUCCGAACGCAGUUCAUAGACUUCUUACGGCACCAUUCGGAAGUGUUCGCGUGGUCCUACGAAGAUAUGCCCGGCAUAGACCCUGAGAUCAUCAGCCAUAAACUCAGCAUUUCCCCCGCUUAUAAGCCUGUAAGACAUAAGCGCCGUUCGUAUGAUGCCGAACGAUACGGAGCCAUGCGCACAGAGGUUGACAAACUUCAAACUAUCGGCUUCAUCAGGGAGGCUACAUAUCCAGUAUGGUUGACAAAUUCGGUAAUGGUCCGAAAAGCCACAAGCGGGUGGCGAAUGUGCCAAGACUAUACCAAUCUGAACAAGGCUUGCCCGAAGGACAGCUUUUCGUUGCCAAGGAUAGACCAGCUCGUGGACGCCACCGCCGGACACGAACUGCUCAGCUUCAUAGACGCCUAUUCGGGAUACAAUCAGAUAUUCAUGCACCCUUCCGACAGCGAACACACCGCCUUCAUAACGGACAGGGGGUUAUACUGUUACAAUGUCAUGCCGUUCGGCCUAAAGAACGCGGGGGCAACGUAUCAGAGGCUUGUCAACAGAAUUUUCGCCAAGUACAUCGGGAGCAUCAUGGAGGUUUACGUCGAUGACAUGUUGGUAAAGAGCAAAACCGCCGAAGGCCACCUGCACAAUUUAUCGAUCAUGUUCGGCAUACUAAAAGACUACCGGAUGAGACUCAACCCGAUGAAAUGCGCCUUCGGUGUGUCCUCCGGAAAAUUCCUCGAUUUCAUGAUCAGUCAGAGGGGGAUCGAAGCGAAUCCCGAAAAGAUAAAGGCAAUAAUCGACAUGGAGAGACCGAAGACGACAAAAGACAUUCAGAGCCUUACCGGACGCGUAGCCGCUUUGACCCGCUUCAUAUCGAAGGCUACUGACAAAUGCGUACCGUUCUUCAAAGCCUUGAAAGGGGGCAAACAGAAUAUCAUAUGGACUGCCGAAUGUGACAAAGCGUUUCAAGACUUAAAGGACUACAUGGGCAAAGCACCCCUUUUAUCAAAACCACUACCUGGGGAGAUUCUCUCCCUAUACCUUUCGGUAUCUAGCACUGCCGUCAGUUCGAUAUUGAUUCGAAAACCGGAAAAAGCAGAGCUACCGAUUUUCUAUGUCAGUAAGGCACUCCAAAGUGCUGAACUUCGGUAUCCCCCAUUAGAACAGCUUGCACUAGCCCUUGUGGUCUCGGCACGAAGACUUCGGCCAUACUUUCAAGCGCACGGAAUCAAAGUCCUGACUAACCAACCGCUCCGGCCCGCCGAAAAGGGUCAGGCUAUUUCCGAUUUCAUCUCCGAACUCACCCCAUCAAUAGCACAGCCGACACCCGAGCCGGUAAUCGAGACCGGAUUGCCGGAGGAACUGGACGCCGAACACUUUGAUGUCUCAACUCCCGUAUGGAUUCUGCACGUUGACGGCUCGGCAAACCAACAAGGGUGCGGAGCAGGCUUGGUACUGACAACACCGGACGGACUCAAGAUCGAGUACGCCCUCCGAUUCGACUUCCGAACCUCCAACAAUGAAGCGGAAUAUGAAGCUCUCUUGGCCGGCCUUCGGUUAGCCAAGAGCAUGAAUGCCAAACAAAUCAGAAUUCACAGUGACUCCCAGCUCAUUGUGAACCAGGUAACGGCAGACUUCGCGGCCAGAGACGCCUCCAUGCACGCCUACCUUUCGUCUACCCAUCAGCUGCUCCAAAGCUUCCGAGCCUACGAGAUCAAGCAGAUCCCCAGAACCGAAAACAGCCAUGCCGAUGCAUUGGCACGUCUGGCUUCGGCAAUCAACGACAAAAUCGGAAGAAAGGUGCCAGUAGAAAUUCUUGCCCAACCGAGCACGGUAGCCUUCGAAACAUGUACCGUACGGUACGAAGAUACAUGGAUGUCUCCUAUCUACUCGUACCUGACCAAUGGCACCCUUCCAGAAGACAAGGCCCGGGCCCGAAAGCUUAGGUACUGA
Molecule: messenger RNA, 2718 nt
Organism: Prunus persica (peach)
Lineage: Eukaryota; Viridiplantae; Streptophyta; Magnoliopsida; Rosales; Rosaceae
Exons: 2
Coding region: 1-2718 (905 amino acids)
Molecular function (GO): RNA-DNA hybrid ribonuclease activity; nucleic acid binding
Source: RefSeq, a predicted model, not a curated record